AUGACCGCACACGCCCUUGCAAGCAACACAAUCCCCGAAGCCACGAAGCCAAUCAUGAGCUCAACCGUCACACCAGUGGACACCGCAGUCGAUCCCGUCACCGACGACUACACCAUCCGGCCCAUGCGCCGCUCAGACUACAACCGCGGCUACCUGGACGUGUUGCGCGUGCUGACAACCGUUGGCGAAAUUACUGAGGAAGCGUGGAACCAGCGGUACGAUUGGAUCACCUCGCGCAAUGAUGAGUACUACAUGCUCGUAAUCUGCGAUGGUGCGGACCGAGUCGUCGGAACUGGCAGUCUGAUCGUUGAGCGCAAGUUCAUUCAUUCGCUCGGUAUGGUUGGUCACAUUGAAGACAUUGCCGUUGAGAAGAACCAGCAGGGCAAGAAGCUUGGCUUGAGAAUUAUCCAGGCUUUGGAUUUUGUUGCUGCUCAGGUUGGCUGCUACAAGAGCAUUCUUGACUGCUCCGAAGUCAAUGAGGGUUUCUAUGUCAAGUGUGGCUUCAAGCGCGCUGGCCUCGAGAUGGCGCAUUAUUACUGA
Molecule: messenger RNA, 540 nt
Organism: Penicillium hordei
Lineage: Eukaryota; Fungi; Ascomycota; Eurotiomycetes; Eurotiales; Aspergillaceae
Gene: gup1
Product: glucosamine 6-phosphate N-acetyltransferase
Exons: 3
Coding region: 1-540 (179 amino acids)
Biological process (GO): UDP-N-acetylglucosamine biosynthetic process
Cellular component (GO): endoplasmic reticulum-Golgi intermediate compartment; endoplasmic reticulum; Golgi apparatus
Molecular function (GO): monosaccharide binding; glucosamine 6-phosphate N-acetyltransferase activity
Source: RefSeq, a predicted model, not a curated record